Messenger RNA from Parastagonospora nodorum SN15, 1341 nucleotides. RefSeq lists its product as hypothetical. Gene Ontology annotation, molecular function: transmembrane transporter activity. Lineage: Eukaryota; Fungi; Ascomycota; Dothideomycetes; Pleosporales; Phaeosphaeriaceae. The record is from RefSeq and is a predicted model, not a curated record. The transcript is spliced from 3 exons. Gene Ontology annotation, cellular component: fungal-type vacuole membrane. Gene Ontology annotation, biological process: transmembrane transport. The coding region runs from base 1 to 1341 and encodes 446 amino acids.
AUGGCCGCCAUUGGACCGGACCCGCCGAUUGAGGAGUUUAGUCAUUUGGAAGAGGAGGAAAUCGUUCCAACCAAGCAAGAACAAUCUUCGACUUUUGAUGUGACGAGAGUCGCGUCCAUCGAGCCGCCUCCUAAUGGCGGAUGGGUUGCAUGGUCGCAAGUCCUGGGCGGACAUAUCAUUACCUUCUUCACAUGGGGCUUCAUUACUUCGUUCGGCAUGUUCCAAGCACAUUAUACGUCCAUCGGUCUCUCGACGCCCUCGAAUAUCUCAUGGAUCGGCGCACUCACCGUCUUCUUCCUGCUCUCGAUUCCUCUCUGGUCGGGGGCAGCGUCGGACACCGGUCAUUUCAAGCUUGUUUUACGCAUGGGUAUCGGACUAUGGCUCAUUGGCAUUUUCAUGACAAGCAUUUGUAAAGAAUAUUGGCAGUUUGUGCUUGCGCAAGGGUUUUGCAUCGGGCUCGCAAACGGGUGCAUGUUUGUGCCGAUGGUCUCCGUUAUCUCGACGUAUUUCGAUGCGACGAAGAGGAGUUUUGCGAUUAGCAUUACGUUGUGCGGGUCGGGUACAGGGGGAUUGGUGAUCCCGAUCAUGCUCAAUAGGCUGAUCAAUCGCAUCGGGUUCGGUUGGGCGGUAAGAACGUUGGGCUUCAUGGCGCUGGUGAUGCUGUUGAUAGCGGAGCGGCUGCUGAAGAAACGACUCCCGCCCAAGAGUUCGGUGAAGAUGCUUGAGCCGAGUGAGCUUAAAGAUCCAGUCUUCGAUCUCUUUGUGGGUGAACUGAUUCUCGGCUCGGUGUUUUGCUUCGCAGGCCUCUGGUUCGCCUUCUUCUACAUCAAUGCCUUCGCCAGGAAGACCCUGGGUAUGACGCUGGAAGAAUCGAUACCACUCCUCUUGGUGCUGAACGGGGUGGGCAUACCAGGGCGACUCCUGCCAGCGUACAUAGCUGACCACUACUGCCGGCCAUUGACCAUCAGUUUGAUUGUCAGCUUUGUCACCGCUCUCUUACUCUAUUGUUGGGUUGCAAUUACCUCGACUGCGGGCAUGUAUGUCUUUGCGGUGCUUUACGGCUUGUUUGCUGCGGCUUUGCAAGCCAUGUUUCCUGCAACACUGGCAGAUCUGACCUUGGACAACAAGAAGAUCGGAACAAGAAUGGGUAUGGGGUUUGCUUUAUCUAGCUUUGGUUGCCUCAUUGGAGGUCCUGGUGGAGGAGCAUUGGUCGAGGCUGGCAACGGAUCUUACUUGUACGGACAAGUCCUUGCUGGCUCGUGUGGUGUAUUGGGAUUCAUGUGUUUCUUGACCGCAGCGCUGAUACAUAAGAGGAAGGCGAAGCAGCUCGAUGAUGUUUAG